This is a messenger RNA of Bufo gargarizans (Asiatic toad), 1998 nucleotides long. Its product is annotated as proton channel OTOP2-like. Gene Ontology annotation, cellular component: membrane. The coding region runs from base 1 to 1998 and encodes 665 amino acids. The transcript has 7 exons. Lineage: Eukaryota; Metazoa; Chordata; Amphibia; Anura; Bufonidae. The record is from RefSeq and is a predicted model, not a curated record. Gene Ontology annotation, molecular function: proton channel activity. Gene Ontology annotation, biological process: proton transmembrane transport.
AUGAACACAACUGUGAUCUCCGGAGAAGGCACCACUUUCCAAGUUCAAGACGUCACCACUAGAGAUACCACUUGCUCCCCAGAUUCUCUUUUUUCCAGUAUCAGCAUCAGCAGCUCAGAAAACGAGAGAGAGACAUGGCACCACUCUGCCAACCCAAGAACUACCAUUCUCCUCUCAUUACUUUACCUGGCCCUCCUGACUUUCUUUGGCAGUGCAGUCCUCUUGGCAGAGAUGCGUCAUCACAACCCUCAAACACACAAUGUCCAGGGAUUUCUCACGGUGCUCAUGUUGUCCUCCUCAGCUUGGAUGCUAUGGUUUGCAUGGACAUCUGCCAAAAAUAAAAAAAUAAAAAUGUAUCAGGAUUACCAGGCUGGGGCUAGCUGGCUGAAAGGUGGAUUGUGCCUUUUUGCUCUGGCGACACUUGUCCUUGACUGUUUAACACUCGGGUAUUACUAUGAACUGCAUCAAUGUACCCCAGUAUUGGUGACUUCAUUCCCUAUUGUCCAGGCUGUCUUCACAGUGAUACAGGUCUCUCUUCUUUCAUUUUACGCCAAAAUCUGCAUACAGGAGAAGCAACAGUUAAACAGGUUCGGCCUUAUGCAUGCACUAGCGACAAAUAUAUUAAUGUGGAUGAGUGUUGUCCUAGACGAGUCUAUGAAGCACCUACAAGAAAUUUAUGAUAUUCAAAAAAAGAAGAUGAACAUCUUGGAACCAGCUGGCGUUCACGUAAACAGCUGUGUCUGCACCACAGACCUGUGCCACAUCUUCUCUGAAGGAGCAGACUACUUACACCCUUUCAAUAUAGAGUUUAGUCUCUUCUCGUCUACCAUGCUCUACGUCAUCUGGAAGAACACAGGGAAGACGGGCUGUACUGCAGCAGUCUCGGGGCACAGCAAAGGCACUCUUCAUAUUAAUGGAGCAUUCGUAGGUCUGAUCCUGGGAGCAUUUGCCAUCUCAGCCACUUUUGGAGUCAUGAUUAGCUUUGGCGUCCUUGCUAAGUCACCUGGGACUGUUCCUGAGGCGUUGCGUAUCUAUUACCUUUUCAACUCAGUCCUCCUGUCUGCAAUGUUCAUUGCCUCUGUCAUUGGCAUCAUAACAUGUAGGCUGCAGAAAGGUUUUCGCUUUGAUGACGUGUCUAAGAGCGUGGUGAGAAGCCUGGACAUAACUCUUCUUAUGGGAAGUUCUUGUGGUCCGUUAUUGGUAUCCGUUUUCUCCUUAGUGGCCAUAUUCUUCCUACACAUUGAAGGGAACCUAUACAUUCUGGAUCUCUGUUUUUCUCUCUGUAAAACCGUUCAAGUCCUUGGCCAGAAUCUUUUUAUAACAGAAGCCCUUUACUCUGGGCCGGCGCAGAAUACAACCACUGCAUCCAAUGCCUGGGUCUACUCCAUAUCCCAGGUUCCAGCCAAGGAGAGCAUAAAAGGUGAAAUAAGCAACUUGCCCGCUGAGUAUGACCAUGUAAGCUUAAACUCAGAGCAUGCAGCAAGCGUAAAGAUCUCCAAAACUUUGAUGGACUUUUGUACAGAUGUGCCAAAGAAUCGACAAUCUAGAACCAGUGUGGCAGAGAUUACCCACAACAGGCACAUUGUUAAGGAAGAGGACAAAGUACCAUUUAUUAGAACUAGAAGAAAGAUUUUGCAGAACAUAUCCAUCCUAUUAAUCUGCUACAACAUAUCGAGCUCCAACUCACCUGUAUACAGCAGAAAUAGCUCCAAACCUGCUAAACUCCCUCUAGUUGUGACUGCGGGCACAAUAAGAUCUCAAUGUCAUUCAGUCAAGUGUGCAGUAACAACAAUUGCUUUGUGUGAUCCACAGGUCUGGAUUUUAUACGCUUAUGGCACCCGGCCACACUUGGUGAGCCAAAUAGAGCAGUCCUUCUACGGCUUCACGCUCUGGGUCAUCAUUGUAAAAAUUUCUCUUCCGCUGGGCAUCUUCUAUCGUAUGCACUCUGUGGCCAGCUUGUUUGAAGCCUAUUGUAACAUAUGUGAAGCAACCGCCUGA